GCGCCGUGUCGCCGCGCGCCUCCCCUCGGGGCGGGCCCGGCCGGGGCUCGGCGCGGCGAGGCGACGGCCCGCGCUGGCGGCGGCGCGGCGGCCCGAGGCCCGAGAUGGUGAUCUGCUGCGCGGCCGCCAACUGCUCCAACCGGCAGGGCAAGGGGGAGAAGCGCGCCGUGUCCUUCCACAGGUUUCCCCUCAAGGACUCCAAGCGCCUGCUGCAGUGGCUGAAGGCCGUCCAGAGGGAUAACUGGACCCCCACCAAGUACUCCUUCCUCUGCAGCGAGCACUUCACCAAGGACAGCUUCUCCAGAAGGCUGGAGGACCAGCACCGCCUGCUCAAGCCCACCGCCGUGCCCUCCAUCUUCCACCUGGCCGAGAAGAAGCGGGCGGCUGGAGGCCAUGGGCGCGCCCGCAGGAAGGACCCCAGGAAGGCCCUGGGGGGCCUGAGGGCACGUGGGGGCCAGGCGGAUGGAAGCGGAGGCGCUGUAGCGUCUUCGUCGGCACCGAGCGAGAGCCCGAUGGCGCAGCCCGAGCCCCGGAGAGGCAAGCGAGCCUGUCUGCAGGGCGAGGCCUUCCCCGGAGCCUCUUCCGAGCAGGGGCCGCCGGCACCGGACGGCUUUCCCGGAGAGGGUCUGGCCAGCACGUCGUCCUCCUCCUCGUCCUCUUCGUCCUCGUCCUCGGGCAGCCAGGGCACCGGCAGUGCGUCCGCAAGCGAGGGCGGCGAAGACGGGGCCCCGGCUGACAGGAGCGGCAUCUCCAUGGAUGACUUUACCCCGCCCGGCUCGGGGGCCUGCAAGUUCAUCGGCUCUCUUCAUUCUUACAGCUUCUCUUCCAAGCACGCUCGGGAGAGGCCGUCGGUGCCCCGAGAGCCUGUCGACCGCAAGAGGCUGAAGAGAGACCCCGAGCCCAGCUGCAGUGGCACCAGCCUGGGGCCUGACAAGGGCUUGGCCCACAGCCCCCCGAGCUCCACGCUCACUGCGACGCCCCAGGAGCCCUCCCAGAGCCCCUCGGCGCCCCCCACCGACGUCACCCCCAAGCCAGCCGCGGAGGCCGUGCAGAGCGCACAGAGCGACGCCAGCCCCAUGUCCAUCAACGAGGUCAUCCUCUCGGCCUCGGGGGCCUGCAGGCUCAUCGACUCGCUGCACUCCUACUGCUUCUCCGCGCGCCAGAGCAAGAGCCAGGUGUGCUGCCUGCGCGAGCAGGUAGAGAAGAAGAACGGCGAGCUGAAGAGCCUGCGCCAGCGGGUCAGCCGCUCCGACAGCCAGCUGCGCCAGCUGCGCGAGAAGCUGGACCAGCUGCGCAGAGCCAGCUCCCCUCGCCUGGGCGGCCUGCUGGCCCCCGGCCGCGAGCCGCCCCAGAUGAACCCAGCUGUGGAGCCGCUGUCCUGGAUGCUGGGCACGUGGCUGUCCGACCCGCCGGGCACCGGCACCUACCCCACGCUGCAGCCCUUCCAGUACCUGGAGGAGGCGCACAUCUCCCACGUGGGCCAGCCCAUGCUCAACUUCUCGUUCAACGCCUUCCACCCCGACACACACAAGCCCCUGCACCGCGAGUGCGGCUUCAUCCGCCUCCAGCCCAACACCAACAAGGCGGCCUUCGUCAGCGCCCAGAACACAGGCAUCGUGGAGGUGGAGGAGGGCGAGGUGAACGGGCAGGAGCUGUGCCUCGCGUCCCACUCCGUCGCCAGGGUCUCCUUCGCCAAGGAGCCUCACGUGCAGCAGAUCACCCGAAGAUUCCGGUUAAACUCGGAAGGCAAACUUGAGCAGACGGUCUCCAUGGCAACCACUACCCAGCCGAUGACUCAGCAUCUCCACAUCACCUACAGGAAAGUGACCCCGUGACCCAGAGCAAGCUUCGUCAGGCGGGGCCUGGCCACCAUGGGGGGACACGGGCCUUGUGGGCUCGUAGAGUGUCGCCGCGUGCCCCUGUAAUGGCAGAGUAAAACCAAAUAAAAGGCCUUUAUUUUUAUGGCUGAGCAUUUUGGAUAGGA
This is a messenger RNA of Sorex fumeus (smoky shrew), 1984 nucleotides long. It is a transcript of the gene THAP4, whose product is annotated as THAP domain containing 4. The record is from RefSeq and is a predicted model, not a curated record. Bases 105 to 1835 code for a protein of 576 amino acids. NCBI's taxonomy places the organism in Eukaryota, Metazoa, Chordata, Mammalia, Eulipotyphla, Soricidae. The transcript is spliced from 6 exons.